AGCGGCGGGCAGGGACAUGCAGCUCUACAGCAGCGUCUGUACCCACUACCCAGCCGGGGGACCGGGUCCCACGGCCGCAGCCUCCGCCCCGCCCGCAGCCGCCGCCGCCGCCGCCCCGUUCAAGGUCUCUCUGCAGCCACCGGGCCCCGCCAGCGGUGCGCCGGAGCCCGAGACCGGUGAGUGCCUGCCCCCCGCGGCCGCCGAGCCCCGGGAAGCCGCCGCCGCCCCCGCCGCCAAGAUGCCCGCCUUCUCCUCCUGCUUCGAGAUGGUGUCCGGGGCCGCCGCCCCCGCCUCGGCCGCUGCUGCCGGGCCGCCCGGGGCGUCCUGCAAGCCGCCGCUGCCGCCGCACUACACGUCGACGGCGCAGAUCACCGUCAGGGCCCUGGGUACCGACAGGCUCCUGCUGCACGGGUCCGAUUCCGGCCCCGCGGCGCCCGCCGCUGUUGCCCAGCGCGGCCGCUGCCUUCUGCUGGCUCCCGCGCCCGGAGCCCCUGUUCCGCCGCGGCGGGGCUCUUCGGCCUGGCUCCUAGAGGAGCUGCUGCGGCCCGACUGCCCCGAGCCCGCGGGCCUGGACGCGGCCCGGGAAGGGCCUGACAGAAACUUCCGACUGAGCGAGCACCGCCAGGCCCUGGCCGCAGCCAAGCACCGAGGCCCCGCGCCGCCCCCGGGGAGCCCGGAGCCCGGCCCGAGCCCGUGGGGCGAGGAACACCCGGCAGAGAGGAGCCCCCGCGGCUGGGAGAGGAGCGGCGACCGGAGCGACCCUCCCGGCGCGGACACGGCGCGGCGGCCCGACCCGGAGGCCGAGGCGCCCCCCACGCGGAACAGCGAGAUCGCCCAAUGCAGCGCGGCCGAGACGGUGGUCGUCUCCAGGGCGGAUCCCAGAGACGAGAAGCUAGCCCUGUAUCUGGCCGAGGUGGAGAAACAGGACAAGUAUCUGCGACAGAGGAAUAAAUAUCGAUUCCACAUCAUUCCCGACGGCAACUGCCUCUACCGAGCUGUCAGCAAGACAGUGUACGGGGACCAGAGCCUGCACCGGGAGCUGAGAGAGCAGACGGUGCACUACAUCGCCGAUCAUCUCGACCACUUUAGCCCCCUGAUUGAGGGCGACGUGGGAGAAUUUAUCAUCGCUGCUGCCCAAGACGGGGCGUGGGCCGGGUACCCUGAGUUGCUGGCCAUGGGGCAGAUGCUGAAUGUGAAUAUACACUUAACUACUGGAGGGAGGUUGGAGAGCCCCACGGUGUCUACCAUGAUUCACUAUUUGGGCCCAGAGGAUUCCCUAAGGCCUAGUAUUUGGCUCAGUUGGCUCAGUAAUGGACACUAUGAUGCGGUAUUUGAUCACUCCUAUCCUAACCCAGAGUAUGACAAUUGGUGCAGACAAACUCAAGUGCAAAGAAAACGCGAUGAAGAACUUGCCAAAUCCAUGGCCAUAUCCCUGUCCAAAAUGUAUAUAGAACAAAAUGCAUGCUCUUGAAGUGUCUGAAAACCUUACACCCUGGGAAAAUUGCAUACAUGUGUUUGGAGAAUCACACGAACUCUAAUCAGGGUAAUAGCACUUUUAAAUUUACUAGUAGGUUUUCUGUAGGUGUGAUGCCUUAAUCAUUUCUUUUGAAUGUUUCCUCAGAGUUGGAGGUUACUGGGCACCUAAGUGAUGUUUCAUGAUAGCUUUGGGUGAUCCUACUGCUAUUUAUAAUUUGCUGUAUAAAGUGAGCACUACUUAAUUUGCAAGCUAAUUUCUCACAGUGUAAAUUUGUUCAUUUCUGGUAGUCUAUUUUCUAUAAAAAUGUAUUUUUGCACAACAUUUUUAAAAAUUGGUGUACUUUCGUCUAUGAUGUGUUCAUUUUGACAAACGGCUUUCAGGCAUAAAUCCAGAGAAGUGCUUUAUAUGAUAUGAAGUUUAUUGUUUUGAAAAGAUUUUGUGAUUUAGUAGUUAUUUUAUGUUUUGGAAAUUUGAAUUUUACAAUUCUUAGAUAAUUAUUUCAAGUGUAUAUUGAUACAUUCGUGUUACCAGAUGAUUGGCCCAUUCCAUUUUGAUGAAACAGAUUUGUCGUUUUCGAAAUCGUUAUUUUUCUAAAACUGGUCAAUCUUUAAAGAGAAGUACUUAAGAGAAGUUUGUGGAAAGAUUUUUAUUCUUUAAAGGAUAGUACCAAGUCUUACUUGAAUGAAAGUCUGAUAUUUGCUGAUGGCAAGAGAGAUUAUUCUGUAUUCUGGUUGAUGUUUAGAGUAGAUUGUCUGGUGCUCACAGUUGUUUUUAUUUACAUUUGUCAUUUUAUUAUAGAAGAAUUCUAACAGGGGAUAAAACUUUGUGACAAGAUAAGUUGCCUGCUUUAUAUAGUUUCUUGGAUUCAACUAAAAUGCCUGGAACCGACCUUGGCAGUUGUUUUAUAGCAGGAGAAUACUGUGUUAAUAUUCUUUUCCUUCUAAAUUUUUUCAAAAGGCAAAAUAGGAUUGCCCUCUGUUACAUAAAAAUGUCUAAACAGAGUUGUAUAGUUUGCUGGGUCAAACAGUGUUUUCAACCUAAAAUCUAUCUCAUUGCCACUUUAACUACUUUUAGUCAUAUUUAUUAAGUAAUGCAGUUUGUACUUUUUUAUUUUGUAACAUUUUGUGAUUUUUUGUACAAUACUGUAUUUGUACAAUAGAGUAAUUCUCAGCUGAUGGAAUGAAUGAAUAAAAUGCAUAAUUUUACUUUUAUAA
Cynocephalus volans (Philippine flying lemur) is the source of this 2691-nucleotide messenger RNA. RefSeq names its product OTU deubiquitinase 1 (gene OTUD1). The transcript has a single exon. Gene Ontology annotation, molecular function: cysteine-type deubiquitinase activity. Gene Ontology annotation, biological process: protein K63-linked deubiquitination. Lineage: Eukaryota; Metazoa; Chordata; Mammalia; Dermoptera; Cynocephalidae. Bases 17 to 1471 code for a protein of 484 amino acids. The record is from RefSeq and is a predicted model, not a curated record.